AUGACCAUCAUCACGGUCAUCACGGUUGGGAGCCCCACCACGAUGAUCAUCAUGACGACCAUCAUGGAGAACACCACGGUCACGGAGCUGAUUGGCAUCAUGACAACCACAAUGCCCAUGGGUGGGAUGGAGAUCAUUCCCAUGAUCAUCACGAGAAACAAGGCUUCAACAAGGGAGACCAAUCUGACUGGGCUCGUCUCGACUACGGUGGCCACAAAGCCCAUGCCUCUGGAGAUGAAUGGCACUCCAACUACGGACAUGAAGCUGGAGAUGAUCACGGACAUGAUGCUGGCUUUGCCCAUGGAGACGAACAUGGUCAUGCCGGUCACGGAAGCUGGGGACAUCAUGACGGACACCAUGGUCAUCACGGACACGACUGGCAUUAAAUCAAUAGCUGGAGGAAAAAUGACAGUUUUCGAAGCUUGA
Messenger RNA from Bursaphelenchus xylophilus (pine wood nematode), 426 nucleotides. The record is from the annotation of a GenBank genome assembly. NCBI's taxonomy places the organism in Eukaryota, Metazoa, Nematoda, Chromadorea, Rhabditida, Aphelenchoididae.